This is a messenger RNA of Hydractinia symbiolongicarpus, 2008 nucleotides long. RefSeq names its product serine/threonine-protein kinase haspin-like. Gene Ontology annotation, cellular component: cytoplasm; nucleus. Lineage: Eukaryota; Metazoa; Cnidaria; Hydrozoa; Anthoathecata; Hydractiniidae. Bases 93 to 1529 code for a protein of 478 amino acids. Gene Ontology annotation, molecular function: histone H3T3 kinase activity; ATP binding. The record is from RefSeq and is a predicted model, not a curated record. The transcript has 14 exons. Gene Ontology annotation, biological process: mitotic cell cycle; protein phosphorylation; intracellular signal transduction.
GCGAGACAAGAACAUACGCCGGCGCUAACAACAUUUCAUAUGAUGUCAACUUGAUGUUUGGUUAGUAUUAUACAAUCUACAAUAUUUACAUCAUGAAAAAGUUUAAAACUUAUGGCAAGGUUAAAGUCAAGCAAGACAUGAAAUCGGACGAUUGGGACAAAAUUAAAGAAGAAACAUCAUUAAAGGAUAAAAAUGUUUUGAUACAUAACUGGGUAUCCACUCCGAGAAGUUCUGUGUGUGAUAAAAAUACAACUCCUUCAUCUACUGAUGAUGUUGUGGAGAUUAUGGCGAAGUUAAAGAUAACAUCACAUUCGACACCUCUUUUAUCAACCCCAUGUGAUACAAGUUACACUCUGAAAUGCCGUCGAUCUUUUAAUUUUUUCACCUCGAAAAAUAACUCUUUCCGUAAAACAACUGUAAGUGCUCAUUCAACUUUGGUUUUGGAAUCAAGUUCAAGUUUUAAUAACACAUCAGCGCUCAGUACAAGCUUGUUGCUUAAUAAGGACUUAUCUUCACCAAAAUCUCCUCGCAACAAAUUAUUAGAUCUUUGCAAUCAAAAAACGAUAUCAGUUUUGAAAGAUUAUGCUGACAGAUGCUCUUUUGCGAAGAAGGUUGGCGAAGGUUCCUAUGGUGAAGUGUUUGAAAAAGUAAUAGAGAAUGGACAAUCCGUAGCCGUAAAGAUAGUACCUUUUGGCAGUGACACUUUAGUGAAUGGAUAUCCUCAAAUGAAAGAAGAAGAGAUUGUUCCCGAAAUGGUGAUUUCAAAAAGGUUGUCGUGCACAAGUGGUCAUGGAAAUGAUGAAGAAAACUUUGCAAAUGGUUUCAUUCAACUGCAUAGGUUAACCAUAUGCAAAGGGAAAUAUCCAGAAAAGUUGGUCAAAAUAUGGGAGGAAUGGAACGAAGAAGUAUAUUCUGAAAACGAUCAUCCAGAGAUCUUCGACGAAGACCAACUUUAUAUUGUAUUUGAAUCAAACUUUGGUGGGGUUGAUUUAGAAAAGCUUUCUUUAAAAACAUAUAAAGAAGCUUUUAGCAUAAUAAACCAAAUUGUGGCAGCAUUGGCUUCAGCAGAAAGUACAUGUGAAUUUGAACACAGAGACCUUCAUUGGGGAAAUAUCCUAAUACACAAGGGAAAACACGACAAAAUAAAUAUGUUGGUGGAUGAAAUACCGUAUACAAUAAACUCGUGCGGUUUAAAAGUAUCGAUAAUUGAUUUCACCAUGGCUCGUCUACUUGCAGAUGAUUGUGUUGUGUUUACAGAUUUGUCAGAUGAAAAAGUGUUAUUUGAAGGGAAAGGAGACAUUCAAUUUGAUGUAUAUCGAAAUAUGAGAAAACGUAACAAUAAUGAAUGGGAGAAGUUUUCACCCUACUCGAAUGUCUUAUGGAUACGUUACGUCAUAGAAAAGUUGAUAAGUAAACUCAGCAGGUCAACUACGACUUUAAAGAAAUUCUUAGCACGUGUAUUAGACUACGCUUCAGCAAGAGACAUACUCUACAAUGAUGAAUUGUUUAAUUUUCCUGGAAAGGUUUAAGGCCUUUUUUAUAAAAUAAAUUUUGUAUAUAUGUAAAUUACAGUAUUUCUAUUCGUGGGUGCCCAUUUUGUGAUUUUAUACUGUUAUUUGUUAUAUAAAUGAUGGGUAAAAAUGCUAUACGUAGAACGUGUUGUAGCUACCAAUUGCUGCAGCGGUAAAACCCACUUUUAAAGAUCAUUACACCGGAUUGAAUUUGUUCAUCUAUCGAUCUUUCUUGAUGUCCACUCACCGUUUCAUUAUGGCUCCUUUCUGUUAUAAAUUCCCAGGGUUUGGUUAUGACAAGCUCUUCCGCACACUUCACUGUGAUGAUGCUUUCCCUAUGCAAGUUUCAUUGGAUCAUAAUUCUUGAAUUCACAGCAUGAACGUGAGGGGCAUUGCUACGAAGUAUUGUGGUUAUAUUCUAGGUUUCAAUUAUUUAUAUUUUUUAUCAAAUCAAUAUUUUGUAAAUCUUUUAAUGGUGUAAAUUCAAAAACUUUUAA